This is a messenger RNA of Camellia sinensis, 2922 nucleotides long. Its product is annotated as Protein kinase superfamily protein. Lineage: Eukaryota; Viridiplantae; Streptophyta; Magnoliopsida; Ericales; Theaceae. The record is from RefSeq and is a predicted model, not a curated record. Gene Ontology annotation, biological process: protein phosphorylation. Gene Ontology annotation, molecular function: ATP binding; protein kinase activity.
UAAAAUUUGGAGCAUUUGGUUGAUAAUUUGUGAUGACUAGUUUGCUGUAAUUUCCAAGUGGCUUUUGUUAGGGUUACUGAUUAGUUUUUGUUUGUUUCGAGUAGAGAGAAGUUCUACAAUUUUAUUUUUGUUCGUUUGUUUGUUAGCUUCAGUACAGAAGUCGUUUUCGUGCACCUGACCUUUAGUUACGUUUUGUCUAGAAGCGAAUGGAUGCCUUGCGGAUAUUUGAUUGAAAGUUAUUUUAUGGCUUGUUUGGCUACUGAGAAAGAUAGAGAUGAAGACGAAAGAAAAUCUUGAAUCUGCUGUUUUGGCUUCCAGGAAUUGUGAACUUGCUUAAAGUAGCCAAGAAGUUGAAUUAUCUGCAAUUAAAUAUUGUGUUACUUGGAAAAUUUCUAUUCGAUUUGUCUUUUCCUCUUCCACUAAUUUUCAGAAAUCAAAUAGGGCCAUUAAAAAAGAUUCAGUGGUUAAUGCUUAAGCAGUUGCUUGUUUUAUCUGUGUUAUGCAUCACUGGUGCUCAUUUACACGAUGAUCUAUUGGAAGCAAACUUAGUAUCUCCAACAAUAGCACCUUUUGCAGCGCCUGCUAUUCCUGAUCUGCCCCUGCCAGCCAAUCGACCUUUGUUCUAUAAAUCACAUUUGAAACAUUUUUCGCCUCGUGGUGCUCCAAAGCUUGUUCUAUCACCAUCUGAGCCUCCAUAUUAUGGCCCACUGAUAACUGCAACUCACCCCCCUUCAAGAUCACGUUUGUCGAAAUUAUCAAUGAAGAAGAGUGGCGUGGCGCCUCCCAGUGAAGGCCUUGCACCUCCUCGCUUGGCAAAUAUUUCCCCAAUACAAUCCACCGGUGGAACAAUUCCUUCCGGUUUAGCUCAGCCACCGCUAUCUCCUUACUCCUCCAACUGUUGUGGACCAGACACGGUGCUGAAACGAGGGAGCGAGGGUUGCAAUUGUGUAUACCCAAUAAAGCUUGACCUUCUCCUUUUAAAUGUUUCAUCAAACCCAAAUUGGAAUACUUUUCUACAAGAAUUUGCUUUGCAACUUGGUUUGCAGGUUCCUCAGAUUAAUUUGAUCGACUUUUACUUGGUCGGUUUAUCAAGACUUAAUAUUUCAAUGGAUAUUACUCCACAUAAAGGAAUCGGUUUCUCUUCCAGUGAAGCAUCUGCAAUAAACUCUUCACUAUCCUUGCAUAAAGUUCAUCUAGACCCUACCUUAGUGGGUGAUUACAAACUUCUCAACAUAACCUGGUUUAAACCCCUUGCUCCAUCUCAAGCUCCUGCUAUUGCUACGCCAUCGGCAGAAGCACCUCCACUCUUGCCCUCAACUCCUACACAACUUGUCAAUUCAAACAAUGGGAAACAUCCAAAUUUGAUUCUUAUAGUUGGAAUUGGUGCUGGCAUGCUGAUCAUUGCUAUCAUUGCUGUCCUUAUAAUAUGUUCAUGUUCUUCUCGUCAAGGGAAUAAAAAAGCAUCUGCCAAAGAGACUGCAAAGCCAAGGACUGUUGAUGCACUUCCGGCAGCAGGAUCUAUUCGCCACCCAAGCAGUACACGGUUUCUUGCAUAUGAAGAACUUAAAGAAGCAACAAAUAACUUUGAACCUGCUAGUAUUCUCGGAGAGGGUGGGUUUGGCAGGGUUUUCAAGGGUGUCUUAAGUGAUGGCACAGCUGUAGCGAUAAAGAGGCUAACUAGUGGAGGGCAACAAGGGGGCAAAGAGUUUCUAGUUGAAGUUGAGAUGCUUAGUAGGUUGCAUCACCGUAAUCUUGUGAAACUUGUGGGUCAUUAUACCAGUCAUGAUUCCUUGCAGAACCUACUUUGUUAUGAGCUUGUCCCAAAUGGAAGUUUGGAGGCCUGGCUUCAUGGUCCAUUGGGAGUAAAUUGUCCUCUGGAUUGGGAUACCAGAAUGAAGAUUGCACUUGAUGCUGCUAGAGGACUUGCAUACUUGCAUGAAGACUCCCAACCUUGUGUUAUCCACAGAGAUUUCAAGGCAUCCAAUAUAUUGCUUGAGAAUAACUUUCACGCUAAAGUAGCUGAUUUUGGCCUUGCCAAACAUGCUCCCGAAGGCAGGGCAGAUUUCUUGUCUACUCGAGUUAUGGGUACAUUUGGGUAUGUAGCUCCGGAGUAUGCCAUGACUGGACAUUUACUAGUAAAAAGUGAUGUCUACAGCUAUGGGGUUGUCCUCCUCGAGUUGCUGACUGGAAGGAAGCCUGUGGAUAUGUCCCAACCAUCAGGACAGGAGAACCUUGUUACUUGGGCCAGGCCAAUUCUUAGAGAUAAAGAUCGGCUAGAAGAACUUGCGGAUCCAAAGCUUGGAGGGAAGUACACAAAGGAAGAUUUUGUACGGGUUUGCACGAUAGCAGCGGCUUGUGUGGCCCCCGAGGCAAGCCAAAGGCCCACAAUGGGAGAAGUGGUACAGUCACUUAAAAUGGUGCAGCGCAUCACAGAGUAUCAAGAUGCCGUGUUGACUUCCUCUAACACCCGACCCAACCUCAGGCAGUCAUCUACCACCUUUGAAUCAGACAGGACAUCUUCAAUUUUCUCUUCUGGUCAAUACUCUGGUUUAAGUGCCUUGGACAUUGAUAGCAUCUCUCGGACUGCUGUAUUCUCUGAAGAUCUUCAUGAAGGCCGAUGAGGAUUUUACAAGUCAGUUGGUGAUUGUUGUUGGAAAUUGGUCAUUCUUCUGUAAUCCACUGUGGAGAACUAUUGUUCAGUUUUCCCCUAGGCAGCGGUCGUUCUACAUGGUGGAUGAACAUUGUGUACAAAAGCCUCUUAGCUUCUUAUACUCUCUCUCUCUCUCUCCAAAUUUUAUUAUUGGAUUGACUUUAAAGGGUUUUCAAUCGAUUCCUUGGCAUCUUAGUUUCAUGUGAUAAUGGUGGUGUUUGGUGUGGCUGUUAAAACAGAUUAUAGAUUAUAGCUUAACAGAUUAUAGAUUA